AUGGAGAAUGAUGGGAUACAAGUGAUGUACUACCUGAAGCCCAUGCCUCAUCUUCCCAUGCAGGAUUCCCAGGCUCAGGAAUCAGUAACUUACAAGAUGAGGGACAGACACACGGCUGUAGGAAUCAUCUUCUUAAUACAAACUUUGGCUGGAGUUUCAGGCAAUUCCUAUCUGGCGUACAAUUAUCUCUUGCUUUACUUCAAGGAGAAUCAAAUAAAGGCCAUGAACUUGAUUCUGAUGCAUUUAACCUUGGCCAACUUCUUAACUCUCUUCUGUAAAGGAGUGCCCCAGACGAUGGAAGCUUUUGGUGUCAAAUGUUUCCCCAGUGAUUCUGGGUACAUGCUGCUUUUCUACCUACAUAGAGUGGGCAGAGGUGUAUCAUUUGGCAGUACCUGCUUAUCCAGUGUGUUCCAGGCCAUCACCAUCAGACCAAGGCAUUUCAGCUGGGCAAGAAUUAAAAUUAAAGCCCCUCAGUUUAUUAUCCCCUUCAUAUGCCUGACCUGGAUCCUGUCUUUCCUGGUAAACGCUGAUAUACUUGCACACAUAACUGGUAGUUUGUGCAAUCCAAACACAACUCAUCCAAUGGAUUUGGAAUGCUGUUCUUCUUUUCCUUGGGAGGAAACUGGUGAAAUAUUUCAUGUUAUCUACAUGACCCUUCCUGAUGCUGUGUGUAUGGUGCUCAUGCUAUGGGCCAGCAGCUCCAUGGUUCUCAUUCUGCAUAGGCACAAGCAGAGGAUGCAGCACAUGGUCAGGACCAAGGUCUCCUUGAGAUGCUGCCCCGAGACCAGAGCUACCCACACUAUCCUUCUCCUGGUGAGCACCUUUGUAUGCUUUUACACACUCUCCUCCCUCUUUAGCAUCUAUUUAACUUUUUUACUCAAUCCUGGUCAGUUGAUAGUGAAUGCCACUGGAGUAGUCUCCAUGUGUUUUUCCUGCAUCAGCCCUUUUCUGCUGUUGAGACAUGGUUCCAGUUCUUCCAGGCUUUGUUGUACCUAA
Messenger RNA from Acomys russatus (golden spiny mouse), 996 nucleotides. Its product is annotated as vomeronasal type-1 receptor 4-like. The coding region runs from base 1 to 996 and encodes 331 amino acids. Gene Ontology annotation, cellular component: membrane. Gene Ontology annotation, molecular function: pheromone receptor activity. NCBI's taxonomy places the organism in Eukaryota, Metazoa, Chordata, Mammalia, Rodentia, Muridae. Gene Ontology annotation, biological process: G protein-coupled receptor signaling pathway. The record is from RefSeq and is a predicted model, not a curated record. The transcript has a single exon.